This is a messenger RNA of Anthostomella pinea, 792 nucleotides long. The record is from the annotation of a GenBank genome assembly. NCBI's taxonomy places the organism in Eukaryota, Fungi, Ascomycota, Sordariomycetes, Xylariales, Xylariaceae.
AUGACUCUUGCAAUCGAUUCACGAGACACCUGCCGCGACUUCGGUGACUACCAAGCCGCCGUCUCGCCCUGGGACUCCUUUUUCCUAGGUGCCCCUUUUGACAGCAACAACACAUCUGCUCCAGGUUUUCAAGACUGGUCCAGCCUACUGGACAGCUCAGGGAACCUCCGGAAACCGAGCACACAGAACGCAGAUAGCAUUCUCGACCCGCCAGAGGAUUUGAGCUUUAGCUUCGACGCUGGCAACGACUUCACUGAGAGUCUCAAGUUCGGCACUCUCUUGACGACACGCGACACACCGCAUGUUGACCCGCAGGACGAGAAGCUUCACCCGCCGGAUGCUUCUGGCCUUCCAGACAGCGUUCACGCCACUCGGAAGAGACGCCGAGAAGAAAGAGACCAACCAGUCCCCAACGACGACUCCAAUGGUGACGAUGAAUCAACAUCGAGCAAAUCCAUCAAACGGCGCAGAAAACCGUCAAGGACGACAGCGAGCCCGCCCGCAACCUCGCCCGCCGAGUCCAGCGGGUCCUUCAAGACCGCAAACAGCCCGCACCAUCGUGAAAGGAACCGCGUCGCCGCGCACAAGUGCCGGCAGAAAGCCAAGAAGAGCGUCUCCGUGCUCCAGGAGCGCGAGAGGCAGCUGCAUCAGCAGAAUCAGAUGCUCGUCGAGAAUCUGGGUUGCCUCCGGGAUGAGAUCCUGAGUCCGAAGAACGAGAUAUUGAGGCAUUCCGAUUGCGACAGCGAGCUUAUCCAGAACUAUAUCGCCAAGGCUGCGCGCAAUUUGCGGUAA